GCGCGCCUCAGAGCUGACAGCUCCAGUAAACCAAACUGACCUUCCUUGCGGCCUCGUCGCUCGUCCUGGAGCCAGACGAGGACCUUGAAUGAUUUUCAUUUGAUCUUCUGCGUUUGUUUUAUUGUGCAGACACACAGCCAUGCCCACGAAGCUGGACGUUCCUCCGCUGCAGGAGCUGAACGUGGAUGAGAUCAAUGUGUCUUCUGCAGUGCUGAAGGCCGCUGCCCACCAUUAUGGCUCCCAGUGUGACAAAUCCAACAAGGAGUUCAUGCUCUGCCGCUGGGAGGAGAAGGACCCCAGAAAGUGUAUAGAAGAAGGGAGGAAAGUCAACGAGUGUGCUCUCAACUUCUUCAGGCAAAUCAAGGGAAACUGUGCCGAGUCCUUCACCGAGUACUGGACCUGUCUGGACUAUUCAAACUUGGCGGAACUGCGGCACUGCCGUAAGCAGCAGCAAGCCUUCGACGGCUGCGUCCUUGAUAAACUGGGGUGGCAGAGACCCGACCUGGGAGACCUGUCUAAGGUGACCAAAGUGGCGACCCAGCGGGCCCUCCCCGAGAACCCCUACCAAUCUAGACCACGUCCUGAAGCCAACCCAGCCAUUGAGGGUAAACUGGAGCCUUCCAAACAUGGUAGUAGGUUAUUCUUCUGGAGCUGGUGACACAGUUUGAUAAAGGAAGGAAAGAUGGAUGAUUGUGUUAACAAAGUCCAAGAAUCCAUACAUCUUUCUCAACCACUUCUGUAAAUGUAAUGAGUGAACAAAUGCAACAUGCUGUUAUUGUUGUCAAAUAAUAAAAAGAUAAAUUACAA
Anoplopoma fimbria (sablefish) is the source of this 807-nucleotide messenger RNA. RefSeq names its product NADH:ubiquinone oxidoreductase subunit A8 (gene ndufa8). The transcript has 4 exons. NCBI's taxonomy places the organism in Eukaryota, Metazoa, Chordata, Actinopteri, Perciformes, Anoplopomatidae. Gene Ontology annotation, biological process: mitochondrial electron transport, NADH to ubiquinone. The record is from RefSeq and is a predicted model, not a curated record. Bases 140 to 658 code for a protein of 172 amino acids.